AUGCCGCCGACUACUAGGCUACCCAUGUACGCGUCAUACUUUGCGAAUGAUCGAUUCAUCUGGAAACUGGUCUGGCGAUGGUUUGAAACUGGCGGCAAGCCCCUAAAGAAAUCUCGACAUUCCUACAAAACCUGCAUAUGGAUCGUCUGCAACGUAGUGCUGAAGUGCAACUGUAAGGCGUCGGUGGUUGCGGCAACCGUGUUCGACCGCGCGACCGAACAAUUCUGUCUGGCACAAAAGAUCAUACCACGGCAAGCACGCCAGCGCAUGCAAUGCAAAAACUGCUACUUGCUCUACAAAUGGUUUAAUGAAGUCGGAGAUGCCCUGUCCGAUGCGGUCAGCCGACUAUCAACGACCUUUUGGGCGAAAGAUAUGACGGUUGGGCCAGGAAAGAAUUCCAGAUGGCAAUGCGUGACAUCAAUGAGGGUCCAAAAACCC
Mesorhabditis spiculigera is the source of this 438-nucleotide messenger RNA. The record is from the annotation of a GenBank genome assembly. Lineage: Eukaryota; Metazoa; Nematoda; Chromadorea; Rhabditida; Rhabditidae.